This is a messenger RNA of Rosa rugosa (rugosa rose), 2039 nucleotides long. RefSeq lists its product as uncharacterized. The coding region runs from base 19 to 1737 and encodes 572 amino acids. The transcript is spliced from 3 exons. Lineage: Eukaryota; Viridiplantae; Streptophyta; Magnoliopsida; Rosales; Rosaceae. Gene Ontology annotation, molecular function: protein binding; RNA binding. The record is from RefSeq and is a predicted model, not a curated record.
AAACUUUUCCAAUCGGCCAUGGAGCACACGACGGCAGCCAAUUCCAACGCCGAUGAGAUCCGAUCCCUACGCGUCGAGGGCUUGCUGCCAGAGAUGGAUGCGAAAUAUCUCUAUGGCUGCUUCAGUGAUCAUGGCCAGGUUGUAGCUGCCACUGUUAUUCAUGGUAAUGUGAGAACUGGUUUUGUUGAGUUUACUUCUCGGAGCUGGGCUGAGAUGAUCUUGAAGUCCUACAAUGGUCUCGGGAUGCCAAACUACCCUCAGAUAUACCGCCUGAAAUGGGAUAUGGAUGCUACCGGUAUGAUGUGGCGCUGGGAUUAUGCUUACGAGCGUUGUUCGUACUUUGGUUUUAAUGAUGCAGGUGAAGAAUUGAACGCCAACAAAGCGCUCUUGAGAUACAAGCACUUGAUACCUGCUGUAAAUGAAAAACCAGCUGGUGGUGGUGGUCAGCAACAUCAGGAAGGCGUGUCUGGUUUAACAUAUGAGAUAGUUGAAGAGAUUCUCUACCACAACUGGUUAGGUAAUAGGUUUCUGUAUCUAUGUAUGGAGGAAUUGUGUAAGGAAAAAGACGGUUGUUACGUUAUCCGCACCCUCAAGUUGUCGAACUUAUUGUCAUGCUCUUGCAAGUUUGACGAAAAGAUUGGGAGUAUAAUCACCUGCCGCUAUUGCGCCGACUGCAACGUGCCAUUUGAAUUGCAAAAGCAGGCUUGGCUAUGCACCAAGGACUUCGGCAACCGGAAAAGUCCGCGGCUUAUGGGAUGCACUUCUUGUUUCAGCGGAAUUAUGUUCGCCGGCGGCCUGGACCACUCACCAGAUCAAACUCGAGCUCCUUACUUUGUGCCGAGUCAAAAAUGUUAUUAUUUUCAGCCGAGAGAUAUUUACCACUAUAAUCCCGAGUGGAUAAGGCUUCCGUACUAUCUCAAAAGCGAGAAACAGGGGGCCCUGCUGGUUAACGUUGAUGGAAGUCUCUGUUGUCUCUCUGGUUUACUCGUUGGUCAGCAAGUCGCUCAUCCUACUUUUGAGGUGUUCGAUCCCUUUGACGAGAGAUGGGUGCCUCUGCCGGAUCCUCCUUUUUACAGACCCGAAGCACUGAAUUACAAACACGGUGACCCUAGGCCUGGUACACACUUGUCUUAUGCAAUCAUGGGCACCAAGCUUUUGGUCUCGAGCAAAAUCCCUGGUUCAGAUUCCCCUCACUUUCCCGUUUGUUGCUUUGACGUUGAGGAAAAAAAGUGGACAGAGGUCACUACCUUGUUCAAUGGUAAGCCUUUUCCCUUCCGACGCAGGGCUUUAGUGGUCGACUUGGAGGAUGGUACCCAUGAUAAGGUCAUGUUUUACUUCAAUAAUUAUUUUGCUAUAAGAGUCUGCCGAUUAGUAGUUAAUGAGGAUGAUGGUAGUAUUAAGAACUCACCGCACCAAUCUGUGGGGAUUGAUACCCUCAUGACUAGCUUAUUGGAAAUUACCAUUCAAAAUCAGUCAAUGGUGAAAAUGUCGUGGGAUUUUGUUGAUCUAGGAAAUAAAAAAGUCUGCUUUGUUUUGUCCUCGAGCCUCCCGAAAGGCAGAGAGGACGAAGGUUUCUGUCAUCGCCAGACCUUGCGUCUUCUUAUCUUGGUAAUUCAAUUUCAAGUUUUGGAAUCAGGAGAUUUCUCCUUCAAGUUCCUGGCUACUCGCACCUUUGAAUACCAGGGCCAUUUCCCUCGCAUCUGGCACCCCAAUCUGCAGGGUUGUUUUCUGCUUUAACUCGCUCCAUCCAUUGGUCUGGAGGUGCGGCUGAGAAGAAUCAGGUUAUGAAUUUUUCUUAUGAAAUGUACUUCAGUUCAGUCUGGCUGGGAGUAUUGGUUAUGCAUAUUCUUAAGAAAGUUCUUCGAGAUGAUGCAGAAUCACAGGUUGUGAAUUUUUCGUAUGAAAUGUACUUCAGUUCAGUCUGGCUGGCAGUAUUGGUUAUGCAUUUUCUUAAGAAAAUCUUAGAGAUGAUGAGGAGCCUGUAAUUUGUUUUAAGACCAUUUGAUUUUCUAUGCAAUGAUUAUCUGUUCCUUUUGUUU